Messenger RNA from Coregonus sp. 'balchen', 5583 nucleotides. The record is from the annotation of a GenBank genome assembly. Lineage: Eukaryota; Metazoa; Chordata; Actinopteri; Salmoniformes; Salmonidae.
AUGACUGCCAACAACCAUGGUCACCUGGUCAGUAUUGCUAGUACGGCGGGUAUGAUUGGUGUCAAUGGACUAGCAGGUAAACCACUUACUAUGCCUGUGUGCAUGACUUACUUCAAUGUUCCUCAAUACUGGUCCUGGAGAGCGACAGGGUGUGUAGGCUUUUGUUCCAGUCAGCACCAAGACACCUGACAGCUAAUCAAUGUUUUAACGACGGACUAAAUCCGGUGUGUUGGUGCAGGGCAAAAACAAAAGCCUACGCACCCCAUAGCCGUAGUGCAGAACAUUGCCUUUGUCUUAAACUCUGGGCACAACAUUACGCAAUCAAGAGACCUACCGUAGAGCUGAUCGAUAGCUGUUAUCAAUCAACCUUGAAUGGGUGAAAAAAUGUCAUUUUUAACUUGUUCAUGUACUGUAGUUGAAGGGUCUUUUCCAUAGACUGACUGGGGUACAGAAAAUGGGACAAUGCAAUUUCACAGUUUAGUUGACAUUUAUCUUGAUGUGGAGACCCGUUUUAUAUGGUCUAUGUUGGGGUGUUUUACUUCUCUUUUCUUUCUCUCUGCGUUGUUGGGAAGGGCCUGUAAGUAAGCAUUUCACUGUUAGUCCACACCUGUUGUUUACGAAGCAUGUGAUGAAUACAAUUUGAUUUGAGUCUUUUGUUUAACCUGCUCUACAGUAUGCCAAUACAUGCAUUUCUCUCCUGAUAGAUUACUGUGCCAGCAAGUUUGCUGCUAUUGGCUUUGCUGAGUCUGUGGCUCUGGAGCUGCUGGCUACGGGGAAGGAUGGAGUCAAGACUACUAUCGUGUGUCCACACUUCAUCAACACUGGCAUGUUCGAUGGCUGCAAUUCUAAGUAAGUUAUCAGCCAUAAUAGGUGCUUUACAGGAUUUCAUUGAAAGUUGCCAUAUUUAUAUCCUUAUUGUCACAAUACACACACUAUGAAGGUCAAGGGUCACAUUACAUAUGUUUAUACACUUUUUUUCAUUUGUGGGCUGAUAGUUACUCAAUGUUGCUAGUCAACAUUGCUGGUUUAUAUAAUGAGUUAUGUUUAUAUUAUGAGGGUAUACAGUAUCACUUUCAACAACAAACAGAAUUACUUACUGUACACAAGAAGAAAUGCUUACUAUGGAAGUUGUUUUAUUGUCACAUACACUGGAUAGGUGCAGUGAAAUGUGUUGUUUUACAGGGUCAGCCAUAGUAGUAUGGUGCCCCUGGUGAAAAUUAGGGUUAUGUGCCUUGUUUAAUUGACAGACUGUUUAUUUUUUUCACCUUGUUGGCUCGGGUGUUCGAACCAGGGACCAUUUGGUUACAGGCCCAAUGCUCUAACUGCUAGGCUACCUGCCGCCCUAUCGACCAGAUGCACUAGUAUGUGAAAUGACUCCCACCCCCCACAGGUGGCCUCUCUUGGUGCCUGUCCUGGAUCCAGACUACGUAGCAAAGAAGAUCAUUGAGGCCAUUUUAACUGACCAGGUCUACCUUCUGCUCCCAAAGAGCAUGUAUCUUCUCAUGGGCAUGAAGAAGUGAGUAUCCCUUCAUGUUCUUACUCUCUCUUCCUUAUGGAAAUAAAAUGUUUUUUUCUAUUUUUCACACUGCCUCACUCACUGAGAGAUCUGCUGCACAAACACACACAACGCAUUGUCACUCCAUUCCAACACUCAGAAAUGGUUACAUGUUCAAACUGCACAGUCUAGUCAUACCCACUGGUGACAACGUCUGUUUCCUCUACAAUUGCCCAUGUAGGGUGCCCUCAGUCUAGUUCUCUAGCCUGCCUCACUGCCUAAAGUAGAUUCAAGUAUUUCAAUGGUUAGUAUCUGCCCUAGAUGUUACAUUGAGUCCUUUAGGGCUUGGCUUUACUGUUCCUGACCCCAAACUAGCCUGUUAGUAUGAGUCUUCAAUGUCUCUUAGCCAGACCGACAGCUUUUUUGCUCAUCGCCUCAUUCACGGGGCACCCGCGAUAUGCUGUUUUCCUUACACAGCCCACCCGCCCUUCUCCCGACCGGCGACACUACAGCUGCCAGUCGGAGGCAAACCGCUUUUUCGGCGUCAAGCCAGCGGCAUGCCUCUACUCCCUUUCGCCACUUAUUUUUAUAUAUAUGUAUUAUUUGAGAUGCAUUGGAUGCUAUGUCCCUUUGAAAAAAGGUUUGAUUUCCUAUAAGUAUUUACAAGUAUUGAAAAUGAUUAUGUAUGUGCAAGAUAUCAGAUGAGGAGGUCCUGGUUCCCUGGAUCAACAGGUGACAAAUACAUUUAGUCAUCAAAUUGUAUUUUUUAUUGACAGGCUUCUCACACAGUGAAAUGGCAACAAAAGUGACAUAGUAAAGGAAUCAAAUAAGUGACAUUGUAAAUAUACAAAAAUAAGACUAAAUUAAAUCAAGUACAAAAUAAUCAUGCAGACUAAACAAAAAUAAUUAUAAUAGCCUAUAGGCAUAUAAUAUGGACAUGUAUUUGACCAUGUGCAGAAUAACUACAUUGACAUGUGAGUCAUUUAGCAGACACUCUUAUCCAGAGCGACUUAAAGUUAGUGAGUGCAUACAUUUUUCAUACUGUGCCGUCUCCCAAUUGUCUAGACCAGUGAAUAAUAAUGUAGAGGCAUGAAUUAUCCCGCAAAACACUGACUUUCACACCAGGCAAGUUAAUUACACUAACAGUUAAAAAAUGAGGGUGGAUCAGAGAUACAAAUUAGGCCAAAUUACCUGCUCCCUUUUAACUUAAAGCAUCUUCUUUCCCAGUGAAACCCUAAGAUAUUUAGCUUCCUUGUGAGAGGUGAACAGAAACAAACAGGGCUAUGCCAUGUCUAAAAGUAAUAUUGCAGAGAACAAUUUUAAUGAAUAAUUGUGCGAUUCAUAAUGACAUAGGCUAAAGAACUACGUUUAGCAUGUACUUAAUUGAGUUUACUUUGCUAGCUUAACGUGUUACUGUUUGAGCAAACAUUAAAGACCGACAAUAGUAAGUUAUGAAAGUUUGCAUUAGCUAUGACAAUUGUCUGAAUCAUAACAUGUAACACGAGAAGGAAAGCUGUAACGUUACUUGAACAAAAGAGUUGCAGUAAAAAACACUAGAGAAGGGGUUUUUUCCCGCCAGAAAAUGAAUGGUUGGCAUCCAACCUCAAUUAAAAUGAAUGGAUUGGUGUUGACGAUAAAGUGGACGUGCCAAGCCCACUAACCAAUCCCAGUAGACCUUUUACUUUCUGUGCGGUAACAUGGGUGGGGGUUUUGCUCAAGGACCAAUGGAAUCUCUCUCCAUGAUUCAAACUCGAGGCCAGCGAAUUGGUGCUCCAUCUAUCUUUUGACUAAAAGUGUGCCACUAGUAUAUAUUCGGUAUUUCAAAAUGUUCAGUAGUGAUAAAUACAAACCAAUUUAAACUGUUCUUUGGUUCCAAAAGACUACUGUUGCCAUUUUUCUAUACCUACUACCACGUUCGAGGGAGGAUGGCUACUAACUUCCUGUUGAUGACAUUGGGCUUUCUGGCUUCUUUUGUGAGGGUUUAAGAGGUGCCGCCACCUCCUGUAAGUAGUGUGCAUUUCUCUUUUGGCAAGGUUGAAGGAGAGUAUACAUCAGACUGUAGCAGCCUAUGUAUAUCUAAUGCAAAUAACAAUACUCGGCAAAGGAGGGUAAAAAGUGGGUAGUUAGAGGGUUAACCUCGAUCUGUGGUCACAGAUCAAAAGGCUAUCCCCCCCCCCCCUCCUUAAUGAAAUGGCGACAGGUUCCUGAAGUUUAGCAAUGCAGGCUAUUCAUUGAAAUUUACAUUUUAAGUUGCAACAUUGACUGUCUUUGAUUUUGAACAUUAGUUUGAAGCAAUGAACAGGCCAUGGAAUUAAAUCUACAUUGGAAUGUAGGCUAUGUAUUAAUGGCGUCAAUACAAUAGACUAGAAUUGGCUUCAUGACCACAGACAAUUUCACCCUUAAUGACAGCGAUCAACAAUGUUUGAAGCAGUGGAGUGGCAUCUCGUUUAACAAAGCAAAUGGAACAGUUGGUAAAACCACUAUUUUUUUUAACCAGCAUUUACAUCAAGUGCACUUGACCGCCCUCAUGUUUUGCUUUCAUUUAUUUAUUUUGUAUGUAAGAGCGGUUUGAAAAGACCGCCUGAAAUUUCAGCCUGUUUUAGUGGGAUGGAGUUUUUGCCUGCUUGGUGACAACACCGGGCGGUAAAUUAGUUAAUAAUAGUAAUAUGCCAUUUAGCAGGGACCAAUAAGAGUUCCAAACCUCUGCCAAUAACUGCUCGUUUUCAGUUUUCCCCUCCCUACUUGCACCACUUCGACGGUCCUAGCUAAAUUCCUGCUUGAGAAAUUGCUCUUUGCUAACAAGCCAUUUGUUUAUUUUUGACCAUUUUAAUUGAAACAAUCAAAGUAAGGUACUUAUUUAAUAUUGAGAUAAAAAUGGCUGCAUUGGACCUUUUUUUAAGGGAAAGACCAACAUGGUCACAGGCCAUAGGUGACUGGACUAAGGCCAAUGGGUCAACCUGAGAUUCUGCCGUUAAAUCGCCAUGUGUAACAGAAACGUUUUAACAUGGUCAUCGACCUUGGUGAACCUAGCAUAUAAAUUGUCCCCUUAAUGGUGCUCGUGUCUUAUAGAUAGUCAGAGAGAGGAGGGACACAGAUGGUUUUUCCCUGCACACAGUCCAACUUAAUUGAGCUGGGUUGCCAAGCAUUCCAGACAAUGUGAUAUCAUUCACAACACCUUGUCUUCAUCUCCAUUAAGGCUUGCAAGUACCGGUAAACACUUACCCAGACCUUACUUAUGCAUUGAUGCCAAUUACGGAUCAGUCGCUGAUAAAGCAGCACCUGGUUGAGUGGGCAGCAAGACUAUCUGGAGACGACACCGAUUUAUUUAUUCAGACCUACACCUGAUUUGCACUGCAGUUGACUAAUGAUAUGCAACCUCAACAUUUCAAUCUACGCCAAAGCCUUUUUGUGUAAUGGAAAUGUCUUUGAGACAGGUGUGGUAGAACACUUUUGGAAAUUUGGCCAGGUUCUGGUGGGUAAGUCUUAAUUAGAAGCGAUUUGCAUGGCUACUUUCGUUCAUUGAGGCCUUUUGAGAGUGAGUUGUUGGCUUCAUGCUGAAUACAACACAAUACACCCAUGACUAAUACAGUAGAUUUAAUCACUCACCACCAAUUAGACUGAAUGAUUAAGACAUGAAAUGGCUUCUCAUAUUAUUAACAUCUUUAGUAGUGCAGUUAUGGUGUUAUCAUGCCCUUUUGAAAUAAGUUUUGUUCCUGGACUGGAAGACAUUCAAACAGCAUUGAUUAUGCUCUGAAUAAUUUAUUGGAUUUUCAUCAGUCGUUUUUAAUUGAGAUUUAAUUUAUUCCCACUGUGAUUACCAGUUUUCCUAUAUAACAGAAUAAAUGACUUGCUGUACUUUGUUCUAAUGAAGUCAUUCUGACUCUUUCAAUUCCAGACUCUGUAGUUUGUUCUCAUAAUAGGCUUUAAGUUGUGCAUUGCAGUGAUCAUUGCUAAUAUUUAGCCUAAUUGACUGCUGUUCUCAUCUUCACAGGAUUUUACCCUUUAAGACUGGGAAUCUGCUGGGGCUGUACCUGGGAGCAUUCAACUUUAUGGAUGCCUUCAAAGGACGCGUCAAGAAAGAGGGGUAG